ACACAUCGCGCACGAUCUUUAUAUAAAAAGAAUAGUAUAGUUUUUUAGCCUGCUAGCAGACUUUCUGGAGAUUCGGGAUUCCUGGGCUAAGACUACAAGGCACUCAACCAAGAAAAUACCCACGGUACAAGCUCAUCGAGAGCCCUUCCAGGGGCUUAUGUAGCUGCUGAGUCAUUGCUGGAGUUGUAAGGCGCAUCAUCAUAACCACAAAUCGACCCCGUCUGACCUACACUCAAACUGAAUUGCAUGGACUUAUUCGGCGCGCAUCGCUUGCAGAGUACCGUCUUUAUAAUCUUAUCAGUUCGUUUGUUCUCCUUAAAAGCACCGUUAUCUUCGGACGUACUCCGGAGAAUGGCGAAAAUUAAACGGUGUUUCAGCUGGUACGACUUUGUUUCGCAUUGGUGUUUCCACGCGAGGAAUUUCGCUCCUUGGGUGCUCUGGACCGGUCCGUUCAUUGUAAUAUUUUGGCAAACUUACAACAAAUAUUCGAACUGUCCUGAGUAUUUCUACCUACACAAUAUGCUUGGAAACAGUCUCAGUUGGUCACGUGGUGCUGCUGCUGUACUUUGGUUCAGCUGUUCUCUGAUGCUACUCCCGAUGUGCAGAAAUCUUUUAGCAUUUGUCAGGAAUACUCUAUGCAAGUCUUCAAGGCGUCUGCGUAGGUUACUGGACAAACACAUUUGGUUCCACAAAGCAUGCGCAAUCACCACCAUUAUAGCCGCAGUUGUCCACACUGUUGCUCAUCUGAUCAAUGGAAAAAGAUUUUCAGAAAACUACAGCACAGAUCAUCCCCCCCUUAACUUUGCAAAGAAUAGAGACCAGGACCCAUUAGAAUUUGUAAUGCUUUCAGUUGCUGGUUUCACUGGUAUGGGCAUGAUGCUGGUGUUGCUUAUCAUGGUAAUUAUGAUUGCAGCUUCCACGCCAAUUGUUAGGAAUAGAUCAUAUGAGGUAUUCUGGUUUACUCAUCAUGCGUUUAUUGCCUUCUAUCUCAUGUUGGCUGUCCAUGGCCUAGGAGGUGUCAUAAAACAUCAGACAAACCUGGCCGCCCACACACCAGGAUGCAAAGUACCUUUGAAUGACAGCAUGGACACCCCAUUUAAUAUGACAUCAUUACCACUUUGCAGAGAGGCAGAGUUUGCUCCUGAUCAACCACAGUCUUGGAAGCUGCUAAUUCUGCCGCUUUCAAUCUACUUGAUUGACAGAUUGAUUCGUGUUGUCAGGGGUUACCAAGAAGUUACCGUCAUCAAGGUUGUCAAUCAUCCAUGUGGCGUUAUCGAGCUACACAUGAAGAAGUCUGGGUUUUAUGCUGAGCCAGGCCAGUUUGUGUACGUUCGUUGCCAUAGCGUUGCAAGGUUUGAAUGGCACCCGUUUACACUAACUAAGUGUCCCUCAUCCAAAGACGACAGCUUCUCUAUUCACAUCAAGAGAACAGGCGACUGGACAAGUCGUAUUACUGAUCAAGUGACAUCUAUCCGAGAGUCCCUGUCUGACCAAAAAACACUGCUUGCUACAUUAGAUGACAGCGGUUCACUGGUCGCAGCGCCCUCUGUCAGGUUAUCCGUUGAUGGCCCAUAUGGAAGCCCAUGCAUGGAUGUAGAAGAGUACAGAGUCAGUAUGUGCAUUGCAACUGGGAUUGGUGUCACGCCAUUCGCCGCUCUUAUCACGAGAAUCCGAUCGCAGAUUAUUCACGCCCAGCGUCCACCGAGACCUCACCGUCUAUACUUCGUGUGGAUUUGUCGUGAAGUCGGCGCACUUCAAUGGUUUGCUGAUCUAAUACAUGAAACAAGUCGACAGUUAUGGGAGCUCAACCGGCCAGACUUCCUUACAUGCUUGUUUUACACUACAACCAAGGGACAAAAAGAAAAGAUUUGUAUUAACCAUACUCAGUCAUCUUGGUUUGAUGCAAGGCUGACACACGGCAGACCAGACUGGUUCCAGAUCUUCCGCAGAGUUAGCCAAGAGAACCCCAGGACUUGUGUUGGUGUUUUCUACUGCGGAGCCCGCGGUCCAUCGUCCAAGCUAAGGAGAUGCUGUCAGCGGAUGUACAAAAAUGGCGCUAGUUUUGUGUUCAAUAAAGAAGUGUCUGCUUGAAUGAAUGCGAUUCUUUCCACCCAUUGGAGAGCAAGUACUUUUAAAAUCUAAAAAAACUAUACAAGAUAUCUUCUGCUCAUGUCUGUCUGGUGCAGCGUACUCUGCCAACCCAACUUAAAUGAACAACAUCAUGAGGUUGUAUAAUUUAUUGUGAAUGUAUAGUUUUACACAUUGUAAAAUUUAGAUUAAAUUUAUUUAUUUCA
Molecule: messenger RNA, 2294 nt
Organism: Nematostella vectensis (starlet sea anemone)
Lineage: Eukaryota; Metazoa; Cnidaria; Anthozoa; Actiniaria; Edwardsiidae
Product: NADPH oxidase 4
Exons: 21
Coding region: 247-2091 (614 amino acids)
Biological process (GO): superoxide anion generation; defense response
Cellular component (GO): plasma membrane; NADPH oxidase complex
Molecular function (GO): superoxide-generating NAD(P)H oxidase activity
Source: RefSeq, a predicted model, not a curated record